AUGUUUGAAUGUGUGUUCAUCCCUGGUCACCAGGUCUACCCGGGAGAGCAGGCGUUUGCCCAGAUCCUGCUGCAGCAACAACAACAACAACAGCAGCAGCAGCAGCAACAGCAGCAGCAACAACUACAACACGGGCAACAACUUCAACAACAACAACAACAACAACAACAACAACAACAACAACAGCGUCAACACCCACAAAUGCAUGUUCAGCAGAAGCCGCAAGGCCAGAUCCCACAAGGAUACCCACAGGUCCCGCAAUACCAACAACAGGUGUUCUCUUCUCAACAGUAUCCUUCGACGGGCAUGACGCCACAACAGCAGCAACAUAUCUUCUUGCAACAGCAGCGUCAACAGCAACAAUUUCAACUUCAACAGCAACAACAGCUGUAUCUGCAACAACAGCAGCAACAACAACACCAGCUGCAACAGCACCCUUCACAACAACAGCAACAACUCCCUGUACAACAGCAACAACAACUCCCUGUACAACAACAACAACAACAACAGCAACAACACCAGCAUGCUCUCGGCUUUGCGGCGCCUGUCCAGUUCAGCAGCCCAACUCUUGGAUUCAGCCAGCCUUUGCAAUACGAUCCUGCAGGAACGUCCUUCACGAUCGACCAAUCGCAUCUGACCUCACCACCCAGCAGUCAAGCACACCUCCCCUCGCCAUCUCCCACACCAGCGCAGCUCGAGGCUCAAUCACACGCUCUCCAGAUGGCCGGCCAUACCAUGUCUUCGACAGAUGCGGCCCGACUGCGCGCCCAGCAAGCUUUGGCACAAUCCCAAGCGCUACAGACUCAGGCCCAGAUGCAGGCAAUGCAGGCAAAGGCGAAGGCUCAGGCCCAGGCACAAGCUCAAGCUCAGGCUCAGGCACAGAUGCAAGCACAGGCACAGGCACAACUCCAGGCACAGGCACAGGCACAGGCACAGGCACAGGCACAGGUACAACUCCAGGCACAAGCACAGGCACAAGCACAGGCACAGGCAAAGGCUAAGGCACAAGCUCAAGCUCAGGCAAAUGCUCAAGCACAAGCACAAGCUCAGGCUCAGGCUCUAGCCCACGCACAAGCGCAGGCCCACGCAAAAUUCCUGGCGCAUAAUCAGUCCUUAGCCCACAAUCAGGCGAUGCUCCAGCAGCCCCUCGGUUCUCCUCUUUCCAGUGUGUACUCGUCCAUGUCAAGCCCCGUCGCUCAGCCAACCUUGUUGAACGGAGCUGUUGCUACAGCAAUAUCAACUCCCUCGAUCCCCAUGGCUCCCGUCACUCCAGCAGCUCUCGUCACUCCAAUGGCACCAGUGGCUCAAGUGGCACCAGCGGCAAUAGUGGGACCAGCAGGAACCAACAAAACUCCAAGGCAACCCUCGACACGUGGCAAAGCUAAAGCAACAGGAGCCACGCGGAAGCAGGCAAACCAACAGCUUCAGCAUCAGCAGCAGGUAUCCAUGUCACAACCGCCACCUGCACAAGCUUAUCAACAGCCUCCCCCACAACAGUUUUCUGAGCAAGCGUUCUUGCAGCAGUAUCAGCAACCUAUGCAACAGCAACAAAAUCAACGAGUUCUCCCUCAACAGACGCAGGCACAUUCAAAACAACAGACAAAGCCCCAGAUUCCUCCUGUGAGCAAGAAACCGGCGACAACGAAGGUUUACAACAGCGACGACGACUCGGACUCAGACUCAGGAUCAUCGAGUUCGGGAGACGAAUCGUCUUCUUCUUCCUCGUCAUCUUCUGGGUCGUCAUCUUCCUCAGAAUCAGAGCAGGAGUUCAAGGGGAAAACGCCGCCGCCCGUCAAGAAGGCAGUGGGCAGGAAGAAGAAUGUUGUGAAGGCUGGGGGCACGGCCACGCGGUGGGCAGUGCCUUAUGAUCCGGUGUUGGUCCCCAUGGGUAGUAAGACGCUGGAGAAGAUUCUUGCCUGGAGGUCGAACAAUGGAGCUGAGGAACUGUUGAUCAAGCACAAGUUCUCGAGCUAUCUUCAUGUUGAGUGGGUGCCAAGGAAGCGGAUUGAGGAUGGCGAGCAUCUGGGCAAAAAUCGAGUCAAGAAGUUCAUGGAAAAGAAUGGGCAACAGACAGAUUAUGAAUUUUUCAACCCAGCGUUCACCAAGAUCGACCGCAUCAUUGACGAAGGAGAACUCACGACUGCAGAUGGGGAGAUUCAGAUCUUCUUCUUGGUAAAAUGGUGCAACACUCCCUACGACGGCUCAACUUGGGAGAAAAAGGACGACAUCAUGGGGCUGGAGCCGACCAAGGUCCACGAAUUUUACUCGCGCAAAAUCCAUCCCACCGAAAGUGCAGCCCGGCAGUUGCCCCGUCCACCACGAGGCGCAUUCCGGAAACUCAAGGAGUCGCCCAACUUCAAGCACGGGAACCAGCUUCGUCAGUAUCAGAUGGAGGGCCUCAACUGGUUGCUGGACUGUUGGUUCAAUGAGCAGGCGUGUAUUAUGGCCGACGAGAUGGGACUGGGCAAGACCGUUCAGUCGGUGACGUUCUUGAACGAGAUUCACAACACCUAUCACAUCCGCGGGCCCUUCCUCGUCAUUGCUCCACUUUCGACCAUCCCACAUUGGCAUCGCGAAUUUGAAGCCUGGACAGACAUGAAUGUGGUCGUCUUUCAUGGAAACAUCCCUUCCAGGAACUUGAUUGUCGACACGGAGUACUACUACAAGGACGUCACAGGCCAAAUUGUGCCAAACCUGUACAAGUUUGACGUCUUGAUCACGACCUACGAAAUGAUUGUGGCGGCAUCAGCACAGCUCAAGCCUAUUGCUUGGAGGGCGAUUGUUGUUGACGAGGCGCACAGGUUGAAGAAUUCGGCGUCGAAGGUGUCAGAGAUCCUCAAGACUUACAAUCUGGAACACCGCGUGCUUUUGACCGGAACACCCCUCCAGAACUCGCUGGAUGAGCUUUUUGCCCUUUUGAACUUUUUGGAGCCAACUCGCUUUGCAAACGAGAAGGUGUUCUUGCAGGAGUACGGCAACUUGAAGACGGCGGCAGAGGUUGACAAACUCCAGCAGCUUCUCAAACCCUUGAUGCUUCGUCGAUUCAAGGAGGACGUGGAAAAGUCGAUCCCUGUCAAGGAGGAGACCAUCAUCGAGGUCGAGCUGACGACAACUCAAAAGGCGUUCUAUAGGGCCAUUCUGGAGCGCAACUUUGGGUUCUUGAAGAAGGGAGGCGCUGCAGGACCGAGUCUUAUCAACGUGAUGAUGGAACUGCGCAAGUGUUGUAUUCACCCCUAUCUCAUUCAGGGUGCAGAGGACCGGAUCGUUUCAGAGAGGAACGCCAAGACUGCUGAAGCGCAAUACCAAUGUCUCAUCGACGCGUCUGGAAAGCUGGUUUUGAUCGACAAGCUACUCAAGAGGCUGAAGGAAGGCGGGCACAAGGUACUGAUCUUUUCCCAGAUGACGAGAUGUCUGGAUCUCUUACAGGACUAUCUUCGCGGACGCGCCUACCCCUACGAGCGCAUUGAUGGAUCCGUUCGAGGAGAUAUGCGUCAGGCAGCGAUCGAUCGAUUCUCGACCCUGCCAGAUUCGUUUGUCUUUUUGCUCUGCACCCGUGCCGGAGGAGUCGGAAUCAACUUGACGGCCGCCGACACGGUUGUCAUCUUUGACAGCGACUGGAACCCCCAGAACGACCUCCAGGCGACGGCGCGUUGUCACCGCAUCGGACAGACCAAGCCCGUUCAGAUCUACCGACUGGUUACCAGGAAUACCUAUGAGAAAGAGAUGUUUGAUCGUGCCAGCAUCAAGUUGGGACUGGACAAGGCGGUACUCCAGAAGAUGGACGUCAUGCCAAGCAACUUGGAUGAUCUCUCAGACAUGCCCAAGCCCCCAUCGUCGCUGAGCAAGAAGGAGGUGGAGGAGUUGUUAAAGAAGGGAGCCUAUGGAGCACUUUUGGAUGAUGAUGAGACGAGCGCCAGGUUCUGCGAGGAGGACAUUGACCAGAUCCUGGAGCGUCGCACAACUGUCAUCAAACACACAGGAAACGAGAAGGGCUCGGUCUUUUCCAAGGCCACCUUUUCAUCAACACCCAGCGGCGAGGAGGUCGAUGUUAACGAUCCCCAGUUUUGGGACAAGUGGGCAGAGCGCGCAAAGGUUAAUAUCCAGGAUAUCACAAGCAAGGACCAGCUGAUUCUCAACGCUCCUAGGAGUCGUCGACAGGUCCAGCGGUUCGGCAAGGAACAGGGCGAUUCGGACUCGGAGGAUCGGGAAUAUGUCUCUGACCCGGACUUUGAGGAUGCAGGAGGCGAGAAGGACGUCAAGGACGGAAGCAAGAAGAAGGAUGCGCCUCGACCCUGGAGCAUGGCCGAGAGGCUGAUGUUUGAGCGCAAGCUGAUGAUCUACGGCUAUGGUCGCUGGGACCAAAUGCACUUCUUCUUUCCUCGCAGGACCGAGAAGGAACUCAACGCCGUCGGCUAUUGUAUGAUCCAGCAAAUCCUCCGGGACACGGCUGCGAACGCCUCAGGAUCCGAGGACGAUGUCAAGCUGAUUGAAGAGAUUGAAGCAGUGCUGCUGGAGAACGACGCGAGCAGCGGUUUUGAGCCGCCCUCGACCAACGACAUUCCAUUCGAAAAGGCGAGCAAAAAGGCCAUCGCCGAGUUCAAGUCGUUCUUGUUGGAGGCUUCGCAGGAAUAUGUCGACCACAUUCGCAAGAAGGGCCGCAACCUGGUACUCAGAGUCCAGUUGAUUCAUACCAUCCGGAGCCUUAUUCCUCGCGACUGGAAUGCGGCCAAACUCCUGGAGAUCCCAACAGUGUCCGGUGCGCCCCCAGCUACUUGGUGGGGAGAUUUCCAUGACCGGGAUUUGAUGCUUGCCAUCAUCAGGUACGGAUACUUGGUCACCGAGGCGCAGUACGAGGCAGUCAGGAGUGACCCCGAGUUUUGUUUCUAUGGCAGACGGUACGAUUUGGCUGCCAACCGAGAUGCCAAUGACGACGAUGCCGGUGAAGGAGCUUCUCGCAUCGCCGACUAUGGAGCCGGUAGCUCGAGCGAAAUCCUGCCCUGGCCAUCGAAAUCCGAUAUUGGCCUCCGCCUGAGACGCAUCAUUUCGGCACUCCAGCGCUCCAAUCAGGUCGAGGCGCGGAAGAACAACAUCGCUGAGAAAGACAAAUCCAAGGAGCGCCAGCGUCAGGACCGUGCGCGACAGCGUGAGGAGGCAGCUCAGGAGAAACGCCACCAAAAAGUGAUAGAGCUGGCGUCUCGAUGGACCAAGAAAGACAAGAGCGAUUUCUACAGGACCAUCGUCUCCUUUGGAGUUGCUCGGAGACACGCAGGCACCCGCGGCGAUGGGGGAUCAGUCCCUGGAACACCCGCCAACGGCUACAACCGGUCACGCCUGGCUUCCAGCUCAACCAGCCGACGCCCACCACCACUCGCUCGGAACGCCCACUCUACUCUGGAGCAUGACUGGACUCGAUUCAAGGAGUUGUCAGGUCUGAGCAAGAAGCCAGAUGAGGUCAUGGAGGAGUAUUAUCACCACUUUGUCAAGCUCUGCCAGCAGGUGGUGGAUAAGAACAACAACAGCCUCCAGAACCGUCAUAGUCGAGAGUCGAGCUUAUCAUCCACCCACCCCAAGAUCGAUACUUCGACUGCAGGCGACGACGACGAUGACAAGGAUGACAAGGACGAUAAAGAGGAUGGCGCUGGAGAUUCCCUUCCCCUGGAUCGUGCCAAGAGAGUUCUCAAGCGUGUUGAGCUCAUGAACGUCAUCCGAGAUGAAAUCUUGACCAACCCAAGGGUGGAUGAGCUUUUAGGUGCAGGAAGACGUUCACCUGGACUGCCGAGUUGGUGGUUGGCAGGUGUGCACGACAAACCGUUCCUGGAAGGUCUGGCGAAACACGGUAUCAACCGACAGGACCUGAUUGUCACAGACGAGUCAUUGCCGUUCGCCGCGAUCAAUCAGCACUAUGCAACACUCCAGAAGGAACUGCGAGAGAAGAAGAAGAUUGCUGCCGCCAACGGCGAGAACAUGGACGACACCGUGAAGCAGGAGGAAGACGGCGGUGAGGAUCUAGUCGAGAGGGCUGUGAAGGCGGCUGCGCUUGCCGAUCAGAUCGACGGGCCGUCGUCGUCAUUGAAUGGCGCUGAUGGUGAGGACUUGAUGGGUCCUUCGCUUUUGGGUCACGUUGAGGGGAUCGUUGGUGAGCAUAUGUCGACUGUCAAGACGGAGGAAGAGAUCAAGGUCGCGCUGGUUUCGGGGCCAAUCAUGGAUGACGUCUCGCUAUCGUUCAUCCAGGAUACCAAGGAUGUUCUCAGCAAUGGUGGCACGGCUUUGGGUAAAGGCUUGGACAGGCCAGCUCAGGGGCUUAUCGGCGUGAAUGGCGUUGAAACUGCGGAGGCGGUAACAACUCCUGACAUGAACAAGUCCCUUCUCUCAGAGUCGACUACCGUGAAGUCAGAAUCGACUACUGUGAAGUCAGAAUCUCCGAGCGUCGCCACAGGUCAAGCACCGUCAGGAUCGGUUACCAAGGACAGGAAGCCUACUCCGCAACAGGAAUCCGACGAGUUCGUUUGGCCCAAGGAAGCCGUGGUCUUGCGCCGAGUGGACCAUCUGAUCGACAUUGUCAUGAACCCUAAAGCGGUUGUCGGCAAAAAGCGCAAGAUGACGGCUGCUGCUAUUCCUUUGAUCAGCAAUGACGUGGGGUCAUCUACCGCCAGCUCGGGCAAGAGGGCGCUGUUGGAUCGAGAUUUCGGCAGUGAUGCAGGGGACCGCAGUGACCAUGGCGAGGAGACCGCUUCAGCAUAUUCGAUACCGCCGAGCCCCAACAAGAAACCUGCUGUCGUUAAGAAGGAGAAGUUGGCGAAGAGGCCAAAGGAGCAGGUGCAGCCGGAGAUGGAGAAGGAGAAAGAAAAAGGGAAGAAGGCGAAGGUAUCGGAGCAAGUUUUGGUGAAAGGAAAGAAGGACAAGAAGAGGAAAGGUCAGACCGAGGAGGAGGAUCAAGCGGAGAAUGAGCCGGUGACGCCUAAGAAGAAGAGGACCAAGACCAAGGCCUCGCCCCCAGAACUCACGACAAGCGCAUCUCUGGUGACCAUCUCCAGUGAGACCAACGGAACAGGCCCAGACGGAUCAUCCUCCAAGCAGUCGGGACUGAAGAUAAUGAUCAAGCUCAAGAUGCCUUCUCUCGCUCCCCCUGCCCAAGUGACCGGUCCAUCCGAUGCAAAGUUGAAGGGCAAGAAACCCGAGGCAAAGGCCAAACCAAAGGCCAAGUCUGUCAAGGAGCGCCCCCCGGCUGCUGCAAAGCCCAGUAAGGACGACAAGACUCCGCCUACCAAGAAGCCUGUGGCCGAACGCAAGAAGAAGGAUGUCGAGUCGAGUGGAAGCGAUACGGAUGAGAUGAUGGCCAUCGCGAGCAAACAGCUGAAGUACCUGCAGCGCAAGAUCCAGGAGAAAAAAAAGAUGAAGCGCACCUCCAGUCCACAGUCGUCCAUCCGCGAUGGCGGCAAGUCUUCCAAGGCCAAGGCUCCUCCUGUCGGCGGCUCGAUCCAAGAAAACGCGUCUGUGGCCAAACCUCUGAUUGACCGAUACUCGAGGUCGCCAUCUCCUAGCCAUCUGGAUUCUGGAUCUCGUCGCACUAAGUCAGCGCAAAAGUCCGCUGCAGGUCGUCAAAGAGGCCGUUCAAGAUCAAGAUCCUCACGGUCGUCUUCGUCCUCUCGAAGCCGAUCUUCUCGCUCCAGCUCUUCAUCAGGAUCGAGCUCGUCGUCCUCGUCAAGGUCGUCGCCUUCAUCCAGAUCCCGUUCGUCCUCAGGUUCUUCCUCCUCGGGCUCCGACUCUGAUUCCCGUCGUCGUCGUCGAAACCGUGGCCAGCAGAUGAGAGGUCGUCAAAGGAGAUCUAGCGGCGGGUCGAUUCGCCGAAGACCGCGUUCCAUGUCUCGCUCACGUUCCCGUUCCUUCUCAAGAUCCCGGUCAAGGUCUCAUUCGCGCACCCGGUCUCGGAGUAGGUCUCUCAGCCGCUCAAGAUCUAGAUCUAGAUCUAGAUCCAAGUCUCCUCGUCGACCUUACUCUGGCCAUGAGAAAGACCGCAACCCACAUCCGGACUCGAUGGCAGCAUCUUCCUCUGGUUCGGUCAACCAGCAACACCAGUUACCUCACGCUCAUGGAGCGCACCUCAACGGCGUCGGUUCUUCUAAUGACUACCACCACACAGCUUUUGCAGACCAGCACCAACAACAGCAGCUGUCGGUUAGCGUGAGUGGUAAAUCGAACGGAAAGAAGCGCGGCAAUGACGGUAAUGGCGGAUCCAAGCGACGCGAGGGCUUCAUGGACGACGAGCAGUUUGAAGAUGACGGGUACUACCACAAGAACAGCCGAGGAUGA
Linnemannia hyalina is the source of this 8310-nucleotide messenger RNA. The record is from the annotation of a GenBank genome assembly. NCBI's taxonomy places the organism in Eukaryota, Fungi, Mortierellomycota, Mortierellomycetes, Mortierellales, Mortierellaceae.